GUAUGUUGCAUUGAAAACCCUGAAGAAUCUCCAGCGGACCAGCGCCAUUUCAUCGCCCAUGCCCAUGCCCUCGCCCUCAGCCUCAGCCUGGGAAUCGAUCAGAAGUCAAGCAGUCAAGCUAGCGCUCCUCAGAUUCAUAUUUUCUAGAUCUGGCCCCACGAAUCAGUCGGCCAUCUGCUCCUUCUUGUCAUAUCAAUACAGUUAUACAGUUGUUUUAGUGUAUGAAUUGUUUAUGGAGGCUUUUCGGAGCAUGUAAAGCUCAGGGGUCGUUAACUCAAUUGCAUUGCCAUUUGAUAAAAACUGGGUUAAUUCAAGAUGUUACCUUUGUUGCAAAGCUAUCUGAUUUCUAUACUACAUUUGAACUUUUCGAAAAUGCGCUCAAAUUGGUCGACGAAAUUCCUAGUAGAAGUGUAUACAUAUGGAACCGCAUCCUUCAGCGUUGUUGCAGGGAAAAACGAUUUGAAGAAGCAUUAUCUAUCUUUUCUUAUUUGUUUUCUUGUGAAAAGCCUGAUUCUUUUACUGUGGGUAGUGCAUUGAAGGCGUGUUCUGGACUAAGGGCAGUUAAUUUCGGCAAAACGAUUCAUUCGUUAAUUAAGAAACAUGAUAUGCUUGAUUCAAAUUUGUUUAUUGGGUCAGGCCUUAUUGAAUUUUAUUCCAAGUGUGGAAAAAUGGGCGAGGCUCUACGAGUUUUUGAGGAAUACCGCAAUCCAGAUAUUGUUUUGUGGACUGCACUGGUCUCUGGGUAUGAGCAAAACGGUGAGCCUGAGAGAUCGCUAACUACUUUUGCUGAAUUAAUGAUGUCUGAUGGUGUUAGCCCUGACAAUGUAGCCCUUGUUAGUGUUGUUUCUGCUUGUACUCAGUUGUUCAAUAUGAAUGCUGGAAGGAGUAUUCAUGGGUUUGCAAUUAGAAGAUGCUUUGAUAUAUACCUGCCAUUGUUGAAUGCUUUUUUGAACUUAUAUGCAAAGACUGGGGAUAUCCUUGCUGCAGAAAAUUUGUUUAGUGUGAUGGAAGAGAAAGAUGUGAUAUCAUGGGGCUCUAUGAUCUCAUGCUAUGCACACAACGGGGCUGCUAACAAGGCACUUGGUCUUUUUAAUGAGAUGAUCCUUAGGGGAGUUGAGCCCAACUCGGCUAGUUUUAUCAGUUCUUUGCAAGCAUGUGAAGCUGCUGGGAAUUUAGUGGAGGGGAGAAAGAUACACGAACUUGCAGUUCUUAAAGGAUUUGGGUUCGAUAUCUUGGUAUCCACAGCUUUGAUUGAGAUGUACAUGAACUGCAGCUGCCCGAGGGAAGCAAUCAUGGUUUUUGAGGAAAUGCGAAAUAGAGAUGCUGUUUCUUGGUUUGCUGUGCUACACGGGUGUGUUAAGAAUGGAAUGACACACAAGUCGAUGGUAAUUUUUCAUGAUAUGUUGGCUCGUGGAAUCCAGCCCGAUGCCAAUGUCAUGGUUAAACUUUUGACAGCUUGUUCGGAGUUGGGUGUUCUUCAACAAGUUUGUUGUCUUCACAGUCGUGUAAUUAGAAGUGGGUUCGACAAUAAUUCCUUUGUUCGGGCAUCGCUUAUAGAAUGCUAUGCAAAAUGUGGUAGCUUGGGCGAUGCCAUCAACGUCUUCGAGGAAAUAAACGAUAGAGAUGUUGUCAUUUGGAGUUCUAUGCUUGCAGCUUAUGGAAUUCAUGGGCAAGCGAGGGAAUCGAUCAAUUUAUUUUCGGAAAUGGUUACAAGUUCCGUAAAUAGGCCCAAUAACGUUACCUUUCUCUCGAUCUUAGCUGCUUGUAGCCAUGCUGGUCUAGUUAAGGAGGGCAUCGAAUUCUUUAAUACAAUGGUGGAUCACUAUCACUUGAUGCCGGAGUCGAAGCAUUAUUCCGCAUUGGUUGAUCUGCUGGGACGAACCGGGGAAUUGGACAAGUCCAUUAGUGUCAUCAAUCAAAUGGAAAAUCGGAUCGGAGCUGAUGUAUGGGGAGCAUUGCUCGGUGCCUCUAGGAUACAUCAUAAUUCGGAGAUAGGAGAGAAUGCUGCGAGAAAUCUUUUCCAGUUGGAUCCCGAUAACAUGGGAUAUCACGUUCUGUUAUCGAAUAUUUAUGCAGUUGAUGGGAAAUGGGAUGAUGCUAGUGAAUUGAGAUCUUCAAUUAAAGACAGAGGGCUGAAAAAGAUACCUGGUGAAAGUGUUGUGUUGUUGAAUUGAGGAGUAAAGUACAUUGCUUCAUAGCUGAUAAUCUCAGUGGCAGUUUGCUGGAUUGGCUGCAAAUCACUCUUAUAUUUCAAGGAAGAACAACUCCGGUUAGGUAACAUCCUUUAUCAAUAUUCAUAUUUGUUGAGAGUCACACACGGAAAAAAUAAGAGAGAGAAUAUGAGUUUAUAAUGUCAUGAUUUAGACUAGCUAAUUGACAAUCAUUAUACUGUGGAUCAGGGUCUAUUGUCCUAAAUGAUGCAGUUUUGAAUUUUAAA
Messenger RNA from Ipomoea nil (Japanese morning glory), 2437 nucleotides. Its product is annotated as putative pentatricopeptide repeat-containing protein At3g01580. The coding region runs from base 222 to 2174 and encodes 650 amino acids. The record is from RefSeq and is a predicted model, not a curated record. Lineage: Eukaryota; Viridiplantae; Streptophyta; Magnoliopsida; Solanales; Convolvulaceae. Gene Ontology annotation, molecular function: protein binding; RNA binding. The transcript has 2 exons. Gene Ontology annotation, biological process: RNA modification.